AUGAACUAUGUGAACCUCUUCGUGCAAAUCGGUUGUCCGGGUAUGGUUAUGGAGGCUGUCGAAGUUUGGGCCUUCGAAAAUCCUGGUAACCUACCCGACAGCGUCGUCGCCCUGUCAACGCAUGCUGUGCUGAUGAACGUUAACAUUAUUCUUUACACUGCGUUCUACGGCAUCGCAGUCGCUGCUGGUAUUCGUGUGGGCAAUUGUCUGGGUGCUGAUCAACCGAAGAAGGCGAAGAUGCGAAGAUGGCUUCCUCGUAAUCACUUUGGGGGUCUUAGUGACGCCAUCCCACGCCUGUUCCUUAAUGACGAUAGGAGUAUCGACCUCUCUUCGAAGAUCAUGGUCAUGUGGCCGCCCCUUGAGAUCGCAGGCGGUCUCAACGCUAUCAUGCAAGGAAUCUUCAGUGGCGCAGGCAAGCAGAAGUCAGCAGCUAUCGCCAACGUGAUUGGCUACUACGGAGGAGGUAUCCCGCUCGACUCCAUUCAAUAUAAAUUUCGAAAUGAGACCACAAGGUUACGGAUGCCUAGUUUGUUAAAUUAG
This is a messenger RNA of Phytophthora nicotianae INRA-310, 540 nucleotides long. RefSeq lists its product as hypothetical. Gene Ontology annotation, molecular function: antiporter activity; xenobiotic transmembrane transporter activity. Bases 1 to 540 code for a protein of 179 amino acids. The transcript is spliced from 2 exons. The record is from RefSeq and is a predicted model, not a curated record. Gene Ontology annotation, cellular component: membrane. Gene Ontology annotation, biological process: transmembrane transport. NCBI's taxonomy places the organism in Eukaryota, Oomycota, Peronosporomycetes, Peronosporales, Peronosporaceae.